CAAUCUAAGUGACACCACAGGGAAAAUAGCUUUUUUAUUAUCGCUGAAAUUGUUACAGGCUUUGGUGCCUUUUGGUCCUCAUUGAUCAUUUACUAAAGUGAACUAUUUAUUGUCCGCUCAACACUUCGAGCCAUUUAGACUUGCUUGGAAUAUCUCAUUGAAGCACUGAACUGGCUGAAAUGGACAAAGUGAAAGACAGACAGCUGGAAAUUGUUGGAUAUAUCUCCUAAUUGUUUAAGGUUUGAAGGAAGUUUAAUAGGGAAUACAAUUAUAUCUGUUGACUGAUUAAAUCUGUUUGGUUUUUGUUUAUUGGCACAUGCUCUAUCGUUUAUUGAACUUGUUCACUUUUUGCUUAAAAGACGGAUGCAUUUGUCAACUAAAUCUAGAAAUUUGUAUUCAUAACAACAUAAAGGUAAGGCAAAUUUUGUAACUUUUCUUUUUAAAAACCACAAUGGUUGGAACAGGUGGCCCAGUGGCCACUUUCUCCGUUUGGGACUAUGUGGUGUUUGCCGUGACCAUUUUGGGGGCUGCUGGCAUUGGCCUUUUCCAAGCCAUCAGGGGCCGCAAGGAAAGCAGCAGUGCGGAAUUUUUGUUAGGUGGGCGACAAAUGACAGCAGUGCCAGUGGCCAUGUCCCUCACUGCUAGUUUCAUGUCUGGGAUCACCGUCAUUGGAACACCUGCUGAGGCGUACCAGUUUGGUGCCGCUUUUUGGAUUUUUGGCAUUUCCUACACCAUUAUGUCCACCAUCACUGCUGAAAUUUUUGUUCCACUUUUUUAUCGGUUGGCGAUCACCAGCGCUUAUGAGUAUCUUGAGUUGCGUUUCAGUCGACCCAUUCGAUUAAUUGGAACAUCAAUGUACAUCAUACAAACGGCUUUGUACACAGGCUUAGUCAUCUACGCUCCAGCUCUUGCCCUGAAUCAAAUCACUGGAUUGGAUCUAUGGGGUGUGCUGGUUGCGACUGGACUAGUUUGCAUACUCUACUGUUCUUUGGGUGGCCUUAAAGCAGUCAUCUGGACAGAUGUGUUCCAGAUGGGGAUCAUGCUGGCAGGAUUUGUUGCUGUCAUUGCUAGAGGAGCUGUAAUAAGAGGAGGCCUGGGUCAAAUCUGGGAAGAUGCUGGUCAAGGAGGCAGACUGAAUGCAUUUGACUUUGACCCCAACCCCUUAAAGCGCCAUACCUUUUGGAGCAUAGUAAUUGGUGGCAGCAUAAUGUGGGUUUCUAUCUACUCAAUCAAUCAGUCCCAGGUGCAGCGCUACAUCUCCUGCAAAACGCUGGGCCAUGCCAAGAUGUCUCUGUAUGUGAACAUGGUUGGCUUGUGGGUCACAGUGAGCCUGGCUGUGUUUUCUGGCCUCACCAUGUACUCCAUUUACAAGAAUUGUGACCCACUUUCCAAUGGUGAUGUCACUGCCUCUGACCAGCUGCUUCCUUACCUUGUGAUGGAUAUCCUGGGAGACUUUCCUGGAAUUCCUGGCCUGUUUGUAGCUGCAGCAUAUAGUGGCACUCUAAGCACGGUUUCUUCCAGCAUCAACGCUUUGGUUGCUGUCACUGUGGAAGACUUCAUUUUUCCUGUAUGGAAAAACCUCACACAGAAACAAAUAUCCUGGUUGAACAUGGGUCUAAGUAUUUUCUUUGGAGGGGUGUGUAUUGGAAUGGCAGGAGUUGCUUCCAUGAUGGGUCGGGUUCUGCAGGCUGCUCUGUCCAUAUUUGGUAUGAUCAGUGGGCCUCUUCUUGGCCUUUAUUUAUUAGGGAUGCUUUUCCGCACAUCAAAUUCCAUAGGAGGACUUGUGGGUAUGGUCAUUGGUCUAGUGUUGACUCUGUGGGUGGGAAUUGGAGGCCAGGUUUACCCACCAACAGCCGACAUGACAAAUCCUCUUCCUCUGACCACUGCUGGCUGCAACAACACAAUGAGCCAAAACUACACAACCACAUCUCCCUGGAGCACUUCAGCAUCUCUGACCACACCAUCAAAUUUCAGGCCAGAUAUAGCGGAUUCUUGGUACUCCCUGUCUUAUGUCUAUUUGUCUCUCCUCGGCAUGCUGGUCACAAUGGUGUGUGGCCUGCUGAUAAGUGCAAUCACAGGUGGAUGUAAGCAAAAGAAGAUGAACUCAGACCUGUUUGUAAGGAGGAGUGACUUGAUGUGCUUCAGGUGUACCAAUAAAUCAGAGGCGACAGAUGAUAAAGAAAAGUCUUCAACAGACCAUCACACAGGAGUUCACAUUACAGCCGACUUGGAUGUCAAGAACACAGAGUUAGAAAAAUCCACAAAGCUCUAAUUCUGAGCUUUAAAAUGUGUCUAUGCAAAACCAACGUUUUACAAGCUUUUGUAAAUAAUGUUUCUUUUUAUGUUCAUUUUUGUUGUAAUCUAAGUUGCCAGGAGUUUCUUCUCCUCGUGCCACAUGCAGCCAGUUUCCUCAUUACUUACAUGUAUAAUCUGGAAAACCGUUAACUGUGUUAUUUUAUGGUUGAGACGUUUCAUUGGAAAAAGUCUAAAACAGUCAAUAAUAGUUUGUCUGUCAGUGACUUUGAAUUUGAGUUCUUAAGAGAUUUUAGUCAAAUUUGUUUUGUUGAUGCUUGAAUUUUUUGAAAUUUAACAUUAUACAUUUAAAAAUAAUAAUUGUUAAAUUGUACCUGCAUGUUCGCUGAGAUUGAUCUGCUCCAGCUUUUCUUUUUAUUGUUGCAGAAGUAGUUUGCUUUCCUUGCCCCGUUCUCAAAUGUUUUCAGUGAUUUAAAAUAAUACCUGAACUUUGUUUUCUUUUCCCCGCAGAAUUGGACACCAAAUGUUAUAUUGUUUUUUAUAUAGUUUUUUGAGCUUGUUGCUUUAAACCACCUUGUUUUUUCACUAUUUGUGAAUUUUUAGUACAAAUCCCAGAAAAAGUGCAACUAUUUUGCACCAACUUGGAAUGAGUUUGUGGAAAUAUUUUAACUAUGUAAGAGAUCCCAUUUAGACUAUUACCUUGGAAUUGAUUUCCUAAUAUCUUAGGAUAUCAAGGUUUAAAAGACACUGUCCUAUCCAUGGACGUAUGGGAAAAAAGGGAGUUCUGGCUUCUAUCCAAUCCAAAAACAUACCGCACAUGUUGAUUGACAACUCAAAAUUAUCCUUUCAAAGUGAAUGUGUGGCCCUGCCAGGUUGUGAUAGGUUCCAGCGACCCCUGUGACCCUGCAUUGGACUGAAGUGGGGAUAGAAGAUGGGCGGAUGGACAGUUUGCAGGAAUUUGUGAAAUAAUUGUUCCAUGGGUGGAAUAAUUUGUUGUUUUGACCCCUAAAGGGAGCAAUCAAAAGGCAAAGAAGACGGAUUCUCUUGCUAUAAAGAAUUGUUACUCUUAUUUUUAUCAGCCAUUAAAAUGUUUUUGGAAAGGAAUAAAGUUUAUGCACCAAUGA
Messenger RNA from Oryzias latipes (Japanese medaka), 3377 nucleotides. It is a transcript of the gene slc5a8l, whose product is annotated as solute carrier family 5 member 8, like. NCBI's taxonomy places the organism in Eukaryota, Metazoa, Chordata, Actinopteri, Beloniformes, Adrianichthyidae. Gene Ontology annotation, biological process: sodium ion transport; propanoate transmembrane transport. Gene Ontology annotation, cellular component: extracellular exosome; membrane. Gene Ontology annotation, molecular function: organic acid:sodium symporter activity. The record is from RefSeq and is a predicted model, not a curated record.